ACGUACACAAACGGAGACGUGAAAGACGGUCUGCGAAGUUUCCAGGGAAUUCAACACAGGGCCGAUGAGCUGCGAUCGCAUUCCUUUGCGAAGAAAACGAAUUAAGUAUUGUCUAUAUAUUGUUUCAGAGACGCCAUUGCUUUGGCGAUCUCGUACACACACCCCGACUUGAAAGUAUUUUUAACGUAUAAUCGAUAUAUAUAUAUAUAUAUAUAUAUAUAUGUGUAUAUGUUCGAUGGCUUACGAGAAGGAGCUCGCUGCUGCGAAGAAAGCCGUCUCGCUCGCUGCUCGUCUAUGUCAGAAGUUGCAGAGGUCUCUGUCUCAAUCCGACAUCCUGACCAAACCUGAUAACAGUCCGGUUACAGUCGCUGACUUCGGUUCUCAAGUGGUGGUUACUCUUGUUCUCCAAAAGGAGCUUCAACCUGAGCCACUCUCUUUGGUUGCUGAGGAGGAUUCCGGAGAGCUGCGGAAGAAUGGCGCUGAGGCAGUUCUAGAAAGCAUCGCAAAUCUCGUGAAAGAUACUCUCGACAGUGACGGAUAUUACCCUUCUUCUCCUCUGUCCACGGACCAUGUGUUGAGAGCCAUAGAAUGUGGAAGAUCUGAAGGUGGUUCCACUGGUCGCCACUGGGUUUUGGACCCUAUAGACGGCACCAGAGGGUUCGUAAGAGGAGAGCAAUACGCAGUUGGAUUAGCUUUGCUAGUGGAAGGACAGGUCGUGCUCGGUGUCAUGGCUUGUCCUAACCUUCCUCUGGCCUGCGAUACACAGAAACCUUCUUCAGAUGAAGUCGGCUGCCUAUUCUCCGCUACAAAGGGAGAUGGGUCUUAUGUCCAGCCGCUCAAAGGCGACGGUACCCCACAGAAGGUACAAGUGAGCAGCAUCGACAACCCUGAAGAAGCAAAGUUCUUCGAGUCUUACCACAAGCCAAUGCCUAUCCACAGCUCCAUUGCCAAGAAACUCGGGAUCAAAUCGCUGCCCGUGAGGAUGGAUAGCCAGGCAAAGUAUGGGGCUUUGGCGCAAGGAGGUGGAGAAAUAUACUUACGUUUCACUCGCAACGGGUACCAGGAAUCCAUAUGGGACCAUGCUGCUGGUUCAAUUGUUACAACCGAAGCAGGAGGAGUGGUAAUGGACGCGGCAGGGAAUGCUCUGGACUUCUCGAGGGGAAAGCACCUUUGCCACAAAACGGGAAUCAUAGUCACCACCGAGAAGCUGAAGCCAUGGCUGCUGAAGGCCGUCAAAGAAUCUAUGGAAGAAGACAAGCUUCAUCUCCUCCAACUCCAACAUGUAUAAUCCAUACACUAUUUCAUAUCAAAAUGAAGAUCUGAAUGAAUAAUAGUUAUACACAUCUAUUUCCCAGUUUGUUCCCUGAGAUUAUUUCUAUUUUCAAGUCGCUCCCUAUA
Messenger RNA from Tarenaya hassleriana, 1398 nucleotides. RefSeq names its product SAL2 phosphatase-like. Gene Ontology annotation, molecular function: 3'(2'),5'-bisphosphate nucleotidase activity. The record is from RefSeq and is a predicted model, not a curated record. Bases 221 to 1288 code for a protein of 355 amino acids. The transcript is spliced from 8 exons. NCBI's taxonomy places the organism in Eukaryota, Viridiplantae, Streptophyta, Magnoliopsida, Brassicales, Cleomaceae. Gene Ontology annotation, biological process: sulfate assimilation.